AUGCAGGGCGCGCGGAAGGGUAGGUAGGUGUGGAGCCAUUUUUGGAAGCGCAUUGUUGCAUUGCUCCAGAUCCAUACAUGUUGUGGUCGCCCCUGCUGCUUCAUACCCUUCUGUGCAGUUUCUCGCUCCUCUGUUGCCUCGCUGCUGUUUCAGAGUGAACAGGUGUGGGGCUCUUUUGUUGCCUCUGUGGAGGGAAAUGCUAUGCUUUCCUCUUUGGAUGCUACACUCCAGAGGGUUGUGGUGGUUUCUGCGAUCAGCAGUGGUUCCUAUGGUCUUGACAGCAGAUACUGUUAUCUCAUAGAGUAAUAUAAUGUGAAGGUGGCUGAAAUCGAAUCAAAACUUAAAACCUAGAGUCUAAUUGGAGGGGGUAUUACUGAAAUGUUCCCUAAAUGACUCAAACUUACUCUGAAAGCCUUGUCCUGAAACAGGAUUCAGUGGACUAAAAGCUCCUGUACAUUCCAAGAAUUUGUUCGUACUCCGAUGACACAUCAGAUGACAUCCAUGAAAUUGCCUCAUGUUUCUUGUGAGUAUAUAGUAUUUGUUGCUAAAACCUAUUGUGGUUCCAAAGAUCUGCUCUGGGGAAUGAAAUUAGUUUGCAUACCACUUGAACUAGCAGUUGUUGUACAAAAUUAGGAUCUGGCUCUUGAAAAAAUGGCAGAAUAUUAUUAUUGUUAUUGUUAUUUGUUGCCUAUCUGGCUGGGUUGCCCCAACAAGUUACUAUAAUUUUAUUGCUUCAUAGUGAUGUGGCCAGAUACUUUCAAGUUACCUUUAUUAUGAGGACUAGAAACAUUUCUGUAGUGAGAACUCAGAUUCUUGGACAAGAGCUGGAAACUAAAGUAAGUUUUCCAUUGUCAAUUAAUAUGCCUCGGGAACAAAUUUGUAUAGUCUUUGGCUUCAAGUGUCCAAAAUUUUCCAGAAGCAAAGGGUAGUUUUUACUGUGUUUUCUAUACGAGAUGGAAAACAAAUGUCCAUGUUGCUUGGUUGAUAGUCAUAAUAUUGAAAACUUUACAGAGCUCGGGUAAUUGGAAUACAUAAAAUAGGGGUACCAAAUCACCACAUGAACGCCAAAUAAUGUUGUGUGGUACACAAUGGUGUAUCCUGGAUUUUAGCACCUAUGAUGAAAUACUAGUCCCUGGAUCCCGGAAGAAGCAUGGUUUAAUAAAUAUAAGACAUAACAUGGUUAUUUCCAGAAGGCCAUAUACUUCUCAGGACCAGGUUACUUGAGAGACCAUUGUAUUCCUUAUACACCCAGUAGAUCGCAAUGGUCUGUAGGAGAGUUUCUCCUCCGUUUCCAAGAUUUCAGAAGCAUACUCUGCAGUAACUCAAGAGAAAGGCUUUUAGUGUGGCUGCUCCUAUUCUGUAGAACAGCAUUCCUGUCAGGUAGGACAAGCACUAUUUGCCCUUUCUGGGAAAGAUUGAAAAAGACAUUUUUGUUUUGACAGGCUUUCCCAGCUGGAUAAAUGGGCAUUUACCCUGACUGUCCACUUGUUAAGAGAUUUAGUCUUAUUUUAAUUGUACUUGUUUUGUGUUUUUUAACUGUUUUUAAUUAUGUAUAAAUUGAAAUGGUGGUUUACCAGGUGAUUAUACUGAUAAUACUAAUAAUCCUCCAUACACUACUUUGCUUGGUGUUUGUUUUUAUUUCUGCUGACCGCUUAUAUGCUGCUCUGCUGUAUCAUGAUGUAGGAAUGUUUUUGUUUUUAUAGUCUUACUGUAAUUAUUUAAUCUUUCUGUAAGUUGCCCAGGUAAGCUGUUAAAGGAUGGGGUGUAAAUCAAAUAAAUACAAUGCAAUACAAUGUGUUUGUUUAUUUUAUUUUCUUCCUCCAGGGAGCUGAUGGUUGUAUACACAACCCCACAUUCCCCCCCCCUUAAAAAAACCCUUAUGUGAUGGGUUUGGCUGAAUGGUACUGAUUUUCCCAAGGACAAAUCCCAUGCAACCCUAUACUUAACCUACUACACCAGAUCUGGAGAUGUGGAAAGGGCACCAAAUUGUAAACAUGCUCAGCCUGGGAGGGGAGCAGUUUUUAAAGUCUUUCCCUUGCAGUAAAAGUCAACAGGAGGGAAAUCCCUUACAGUGGGUCUGGGGGCUGGGGUAAUGUUGCACCAUCGCUGAAGGUUGGCCAUAACUUGAAGGGUAUCAGAUUUGUUAUGUGUAUGUUCUUCCCCUGUGCAGCCCACACCUCCACUCCAUGUCAUCUGCUGGUGUAUGGGAGGAUUUUACCAGCUAUCUGUCAUACUGGCGGCAUAUCUCAAGUUCUGCCACUGUAACAGCUUCCUCUGAUUCCUGUGGGCCAUUCAGCAGAUCUCAAUAACAUUGCUUAUGGUGAGUUCCAUGGCAGAGGUGAUUGCUGAGCUCUCUGGUCAAAAUCCUAUACACUCUCCACCAUAACAUGGAGUGGUCUUGCACUGGUUAUUUGUUUCAGCACAGUGGUAGUGCCAUUAGCAUUGUUCUCUGUCCUCAAGGUUAACCAUACUGCAAGGGGUACACCUGUUCAGAGCUAUUACAACAUAAAUAAAAAUAAGAGAGAAACCUUCAAAGUAAAUGGGGGGGGAUGUCAGCACAAUGUCAGAAUAUUGCUGGGGCAGGGUAUCUCAUUCUUUUCCCAUCACUACCUGCACCCUCCAUGCUGAAAGAUAUAUGUAGUAGAAAAGUGCUCAAAAGUUGCUAAAAGAAUAAGUUAUUUUUUUAAAAAAACAAAAUGAUGCAAGCAGAGGCUGUUGAAUUGCUUACUACCAGUUGUAUCAGUGCACUUUACGCAGAACUCCAGAAUGUAAUAGGUCUUCCAGUUGAGAAUGUGGACAUGGAAUUUACACUUUCUUAAUGACAAAGUGCUGUGGCUUGAUAAAUGGGGCAGUGUGACAAUUCCUACAAAAGACCCUAUCUUGAGAGAGAUCUGGGUUCCCAGCAACAGGUGAGUAACCAAUAUGCACUUCUAGAUAUUUUAGAAUGUAUUUAUCUUUAUUGUUAAUCGCUUCAGGAUGUUUUACAGGAAGUGAUGCAUAAAUUAAAUAGUAAUAGAAGCUGUAAAGCGCUUAAUAAAAAGAACCCCUAUGUAGGGUGCAUAAAAACAACGCAAAACAAUUAUCAGCAAUAUACACAUUAAAUCAGAAAGUUUUAAAAACCAAGUGCAUAGUUAAUUAGAUUAUGUCCUGGUAGACUUACCAGACCAAUUAAUUUUUUAACAGGCAUCUGAAGCACUACAACAAGGGUGCCUGCCUCAUGUUAAUAGGCAGGGAGUUCCAAAGCACACUGGAAGUUCAACUCACAGCUGUGGAGUGAAUAUCAUAUGGCAUCUGUAAAAGCUCUAGUUAACAAAGUUGGAUCCAGGAGCACCCACACACUGAGUGUUAAUGUCAGAAGAAGGAACCCUCUUGGUAGUUCUACCACCCUCAUAGGUUUGGGGAAUGGUAAUGCAGGAGAGGUCAUUCUCUGUGGCAAGUCCAACACUGUCAAAUUCCCUCCCCACAGAAGUAGUGUCCUGCACUUGCAUUCUAUGGCUAAGGCUGUAGCCCACCCUGGAACUUUCUGAGUGGGUAACAAACAAACAAACUCCUUCAGAAAGGAGCACAGUCCCAUCCAAGACAAGCAAUUGGCCUGUUUGUUUGACACAAGAGCCAGUCACCCACUCCACUGGGAUUUAAGCUAAGUUUAUUUGCCCUCAUCUAGAAACGGUUAAAAAAAAAAAUCUAGAACAAUCAUAGAGUUGGAAGAGACCACAAGGGCCAUCGAGUCCAACCCCCUGCCAGGGGGUGUCCAGGCACUGGUGCAUAGCCCACAGAGUCAUUGUAGGAGAAUGCCAUGGUCACGGCUAUUAAAAGCUGAAGUGACACUGAAGGAGCAAGACUGCAUUGUCCUUUUUCUGCUCUCGAUAGAGGUCAUCCACAGGGUAACCAACGCCAAUUUGGUCCCAUAGCAAGGCCUGAACCCAGAUGGGUUCUAGAAGGAAUUUGUCUAGAAUGAUAACAAGUAUCAGCAAAGCAAGUGGAAUUUGCAAUUGACUGGUAGGUGGUCCAAAUCAAUGGGUGUAAGGCUGGCGUUUUUUAGGACUGGCCACACCAUUGCAUCUUUCAAGGUGGCAGAGACUGACAGGCAUCAAGAGGGUAUGUAGUCAAUCAGAGAAUAAUGCAUUUUAUUUGUGUCACAAGAGUGCAUAAACUGAAAGGGAUCCUACAGGGCAUUGCAAGAAAUGGCAUUAGGCACUUCAGUUGGAACUGCAACACCUGCGGAGUCAAGGUCUCUCUCCAAAGCCGAGCAAUUUUAUCCUAAAAAUAUGCAGCUAGUUGGUUACAGCAGGUUCUUGAAGGCUCCAGGGGUCCCUCCUCCACAGCAACCUCUGAAUACUCGAAAGAGCUUAGCUUGCUGGCCGCUAGAGGAUGCAGCACAGGUUACAAAGUAUGCUUCUUUUGCUGCCUAUAUUUUGACAUGGCACACACAGUUAUGUGCCCUAACCAGUGUUCAGCGGACCUUGGAACAAGCCUUGAGCUUUUCCUUGCAAUUAAUGAAUAUUGAUCACUGGUAUAAUACAGUCUGGCAAACAGCCUUAAUGGAAAAGUUGUUGUACAAACUGAAGAGGGCAAGGGGAGAGAAAAAACAAGGUAAUUUUACACAGUUUAGUAUGAUUUUAUUAAAUAUACAAAUGGAGCAACACAUGGACGAGAAAUACCUACAGCAUAUAUUGCAAUAUGGCAUAGAUAAGCAGGCCCUACUCAUUAGUUCAUUCCAAUUCUUGUGUGUUUUCCAAGUUGAUUUAUUGAAGAGUUCAUUGGACUGGUAUACUGUAAUCACCUCAGUAAUAUGUACUGUAAAAUAAUAUGUUUAGUAUUUUACACACCCACCCCAUGACUCGCUUUUUGUCAGUCGUGUCAUGUCUUGUUAUUUAGGUGUGUACAAUUUUGUAACAGAUAGAAUAAAUAUAUUAGAACUAUAGAACAAGACUUGAUCUCUAGUCUACAUCCAUAUUACUUCACAGUCCGUAAUUGGUUGAACUCUACAACACUGAAGAGGAAGCCCAGGAGCAAUUGUGCCAACUAUCUGUCUUAUCUGAGCAGCAAUAAUAAUAAUAAUAAUAAUUUUUUAAUACCUGCCCAUCUGUCUGAGUUGCCCCUGCCACUUUGGUUGGCUAUGAAGCAGGAUGUCAAAUUGGCUGGAAAAAGACCAUGGCCAAUCUCAAUAUAAGGCAUCUUGUAACAUGAUUACACACUAGAUUAUAAUUUGGAUUGUGUUGUUUUUCCACUGUUCCUUCAAUGAGGUGAGAGUGAUAUAUGUGGUUCUUCAUGCGGUACUUUAUCCCAACAUUCCUGUGAGGUAAGUUAAGCUGAGAUGUAGUUAUAGCUCAAGAUAACCCAAUGAGCUUUAUGACUGCCUGAGUAGAGAUUUGAAACCAGCUCUCCCAAAUCCAGCACUCCCAACUGCCAUGCCAUACUGACUCUCUAGCUCAUAUAUUCGGCUGUUUGCUGAUAUCUGCCUGUUUCUCCAUGUUAUGGGAGUGUGAACUAGUUACAAGCCAGUAUUAACUGGAUACACAUAUACAUAGGUAGGAAAGCAUUACUUUAUCUGCCUGUCAUAGGAAAACAUUAAUUUCUCUGCCUGUCAUAGUCUAGCCAUUCUCCGAAUUCAGCAGAUGUAUACCUCUAACCAGCAGAUACUAGGGAUAAACGGGAACGGCUGUUGCACUUUUUCUCUGUGGUGUUUGAUUGGCCUCUAUUGGAAUAGCAGAUGGAGAAAGACAGUUCCCCCCUAACCAUAUCACAUUGGUGUGAGGAUGAAUGGGGAACAUUGCCUAGUGCAUUGAAUGUUGACGAAAGCACAUUGAUUCUUGACACAAACUAUUGCUUUUGUAGCUCAAGAACUAAAAGAAGCAAAGGAAUUCCUGUCCCCCUAUGAUAUAAGAAUGUUGUGACUCGUAUUCAACAAGAAAAAAAAUUAGGACUUGUGAGUAUUACUUCGUCAAGAUGAUUAUCCUAGCCUGCAUGGCCCAGCAAGCGGUGUGAAGGAGCUCCAUGAUACAAUUCAGCAACUAAAUCUAAGAAAAUGUAACCCUGAGCAAUGCCUGGAAGGGGAAACCACCUUGAAUCUAUAUAUAAGCUGCUCUGUGCUCCUGAGAGGAAAUGUGUGUAAGUGUAAAUGUAAUCAAUGCACUAUUUGUUGGGUUGAUAGCCAAUCAUGUAUUGAUACCAACGCUUUUGAAAUGUGGCCUCAUCGUCUGAUGAAAUCUGAUUAGGCUCACCCAUAAUAUAGUUGCUUCUCUCAUUGCCACUCACAAAACGUCAAAUUGUGGGAUCCACUUUUCCCCUUUGGAAUCGGUGUAAUAGCUAGGAAUGCUGGAAGAAGUUCACCAAAUCCAAUUCUCUUGUCUGCCCCUUGAAAUUGAGUUUCCUCAAGGAGCUUAAUCUGCUUUCCAGGGUGAAUUUGGAUUCUGUGUACCAGUACUUGUUCAUCCAGGGAUCACUUGGUCUAAGUAUAAAGCCAUAUUUUUAGUGGUAUGUAUUCGGCAGUGAGAGAUUUUACUUUCUUGGGCUCCAUGAUCACUGCAGAGGGUGACAGCAGUCACGAAAUUACGGUAAAAGACGCCUGCUUCUUGGGAGAAAAGCAAUGACAAACCUAGACAGCAUCUUAAAAAGCAGAGACAUCACCUUGCCAACAAAGGUCUGUAUAGUUAAAGCUAUGGUUUUCCCAGUAGUGAUGUAUGGAAGUGAGAGCUGGACCAUAAAGAAGGCUGAAGAAUUGAUGCCUUUGAAUUAUGGUGUUGGAGGAGACUCUUGAGAGUCUCCAUGGACUGCAAGAAGAUCAAACCUAUCCAUUCUGAAGGAAAUCAGCCCUGAGUGCUCACUGGAAGGGCAGAUGUGAAAAGAUGGAGGGCACAAGGAGAAGGGGACCACAGAGGACGAGAUGGUUGGACAGUGUUCUCGAAGCUACCAGCAUGAGUUUGACCAAACUACGGGAGGCAAUGGAAGACAGAAGUGCCUGGCGUGCUCUGGUCCAUGGGGUCACGAAGAGUCGGACACGACUAAACGACUAAACAACAACAAUUCGGUUUUAUGUUUAUGUUACAGUGCUUUCUUAUCUAGACAUACAUGACUUGCACAAAAAAACAGACUCCCUUUUAUUUGUUUCUACCUGCCUCGUUUAUAUUUUCUGUGGGUAGCUUGCAGAAAUAAUCCUCUGUCACCGGUAGUAAGCAGCAGGGUGGGAUGCAGACACUGACCUUACCUCCUAGCAGGUGAGUCGAUACUGCUUCCUGGGAGGGAGGACAGUGUGAUGCAAAUGUAAGGCACUGGAUUGGUUCCACUAGAGCAUUUUCAUUGUAAAACAAUGUGAAACUUCAAAACUGAAUACAAGUAGUCUUAUAAAAUAAAUCAAGUUUUUUAAUCUGUGCCUAUGCAGAUUUUUAAGGGGAAAUCCUUUAAAACCUAUGCAGAAGCAUCAAGGUAAAACAUAAAAAUAAACUACCUUUGAGGCAGUGCUGCUUCUGUUCUUGUAAAAGCUACUUAUUGCCUUUUAAAAAGUCCAAAUAUAGAUCGUCCAGCUGCCCACAGCCUGGUGUGGCUACUGCACGAGACUCCUUGCUGCCACACAAUUUGACUGCAAGAUGGACUGCAACAGGACUUGAUGGACACUCCAUCACUCUCAGGGAGAAUUUUAUGGAAAAAACACAGCUGCCUACAUGUAAAAACUCAGGACAACCUCAUGAAGGGAUCGUCAGACUGCAGAUUCUGAAAUGGACGCAUGAUCUGAUCUGAUCCACCCAGAUCAAAUCAGGCAAGUUUGCUUUUGAAUCCAAGUUUGACAGGUCCUUUUCUCAUCCCUGCACAACAUUUACCCCAGUCAGUGCCUUGGCUCUCAUUGGCUAAAAUACUGAAACGUGAACAUUUGGGCAGAGAUACCUUUAACAUUCAUAAGUAAAAAGGGUUACAGCCUUUUUAAAUUUGUGAUAAUUGAGAAUCCAGGGAGGAGGCUUACAAUAUCUUUCAAAAGCAUGAUCCAUUGUGAAACCCUCUUCACAAUCUAUCAAUUAAUUACAGCUAGAUGAUUGUUAGCCUUUAUUAAUCAGAAAUAUACUUUGGUUGAGAUAUUGGACUAAUCACUAAGAUGAUGCCUCUGUAGCAAAGUGAAUUGAUUUAAAUCAAGUUUUUCAUUGAUUCUUAUAUUUCCUAAACAAUGGUGCAAAUCUGACCACUAAUCCACAACUAAAUAGAGUAUUAGUUACAUUGUCACAGUCUUAUAAUGAAGCAUUGCAUCUGACAUACCAUACAAUUUGCAUGAGCUCCCACCCUUUUCCCUGCUAUAGAGGGAAAGUGUUUAAAAUAUUUCCAAAUAGGGUAAUUCUUAUGACCAGCAACUAUGAUGGUAUUAGCACAUUUGGGCACCAUACUAACCACAGUUUAGUGUUGCAUGAGCAAGCCAAAAUGGGCAGCAGUGAGCCUCUUGCUUGCGCAAGCCCUCACUUCCCUUCUCGCCCAUGUAGUUGGGAGGAGAAAAUCAGAAGAUUUCACUUUGGCUUUUGCUCAACUGUGGUUUGUGAUUUUGUCCCCACCAACCAACUAUAGCUAGCAUUAACUCAUUUAUUUCUAACAAGCUAGCUUGAAAGCUGUAGUCUCUUUCCCUGGACAAGUCAUAUAUCUGAGAAUUAAGAUUUUCCUUCCUUUCAUGAGAUCGUGAAAUGCCAAGAGCACAGAACCAGCAAAGGAGUGUUAUAUAGUUCCUGUGGGUCUUCCCACUCCUACAGAAGAUGUUUUAUGACCUAUUACUCCCGUGACUCAAUCUGGAAAUCAGAUCCUUUGCCUCCUCACUAAAUUAUUUCUACUUAGCUUUUUGGAGACCAUGUGUGUUAUUUUUGGGAGAAGCCUUCAUAUACAUAUAUCUUAUUACUUCUGUGUAUAAAACAAAUGAUGAUUUAUGCCUUAGCUUCUCCAAAGUCAAGAAUUUUCUCUAGAAUUUUACAGUCUGCUAAAUUUGUAUUUAGAUUUCUUCCAUUUUGAAAAAAUUCUGAAUAAAUUGCAAAACAAUUAGCACAUAAACCACCAGAUUUUUUCCAUGUAUAAGACUAUAUUUCCCCCCAAAUUUUUAAAGUUUAAAAUUGGAGGUCGUUUUAUACAUGGAAUGUUGCAAUUAUUUAUUUCUUAAUUUUGGGCUCAAAAAAUAAGGAUUGUCUUAUAGGUGGGGGUGUCUUAUACACAGAAAAAUACGGUAAUUUUCAUAAAGCAGGUGAAAAUACUUAAUGUUAAAAUACCAUCUUGUCACUAAAUGCCAGUCAAAGUAAAAGAGACUUGCAAUAUUUCCAGAUUUCCAGUUAGAAAAUGAACAUGUCUCUUGGGAAACAGAACUGUCACCUAGCAGUAAGAACAUCCCAGGCAAAUUAUGUUGACUGUGUGCACACCAUACAUGUGUCUUAAUGCACCUUAUUUGAUUGUAUCCAUACCGGUUCCUGAACUGUAAACAUAGACCCUACAUACUUGGGGGGGGGUGCUUUAUAAUCAAAUACAGAAAACAACAAAUAAUUUUCCAAGCUGAAAUUAAUGUGGUUUCCUCUUAAUCUUUAAUUCCCAAUUCUGCCACAUUAGAUCAAAGGUGUCUUAGAAGACACGAAAAAAAUACAAUCCUAUAAAUAACAAUAACAAAAAUUACCAUUGUACAUUGAUGGUGCUAUAUAAACAGCCCAUCUUCUUUUGCCAUUCCAGCCUAAAACAAUUAACGGUUUAGUGGACCCACAAGAAUCUCAGUGAGACACUUAAACACAAUUCUGACAGAUCUGUGCAAACGUUAUAACUUCUUAGCAACAGUAUUUGGAGAGGAGGACCUCAGACAUAUACUUAGAUCCUAGAACUUCCUGAAAUUGGGAUUUGUUUGAGCUGGAGCUUAAAAGUCCCUUUCUUGGAAAUAUUAAUUGGAAGUAAUAAUUAAGGGAACUAGACUACCUUAAUUAACAUGAAUUCCCAAGCCAAUGUUUACCAAGGAAACACCAAUACAGGAGUUGAAGGAAUAUCUAUAGAUAAGCAGGUGGCGUAUAAACGCCAGGCCAGACCUUUUGUUCCUUAGCCAAAGUUGCCUCCAGUUUUUGAGCCUAGGAAAAAUAUUGCAAGUGACUUGGGCAGAGGGCAUUUGCAGGUAAGAACUGGUGGUUCGGAAAGGCUUGAGCACUCCACUCCUGUCUGUUGACUGUCCCCUGCAAGUAUCCUUGCAUUUGUGCACUUCUGUCCUAAGAGAGCAACUCUGAAACAAUCAAAUGGGAAGUUUUGGAACAGUUUAACUUUCACUGAUGGGUCAGUCAUCUGAGCCAUAGUGGACAGUCACGCCUCUCCACUUCUACAGAAUCCCCAAAGUUGUAUGCCAUGUGGUAGCUCAACAGCGCAAAAUAUUGAGAUGUCUCUCUAAGUAAUAUGUUGUUGUUUAGUCGUUUAGUCGUGUCCGACUCUUCGUGACCCCAUGGAACAGAGCACGCCAGGCACUUCUGUCUUCCAUUGCCUCCCGCAGUUUGGUCAAACUCAUGCUGGUAGCUUAGAGAACACUGUCCAACCAUUUAGUCCUCUGUCGUCCCCUUCUCCUUGUGCCCUCCAUAUUUCCCAACAUCAGGGUCUUUUCCAGGGAGUCUUCUCUUCUCAUGAGGUGGCCAAAGUAUUGGAGCCUUAGCUUCAUGAUCUGUGCUUCCAGUGAGCACUCAGGGCUGAUUUCCUUCAGAAUGGAUAGGUUUGAUCUUCUUGCAGUCCAUGGGACUCUCAAGAGUCUCCUCCAGCACCAUAAUUCAAAAGCAUCAAUUCUUCGGCGAUCAGCCUUCUUGAUGGUCCAGCUCUCACUUCCAUACAUCACUACUGGCUCUAAGUAAUAUACACAAAUAAUAAAAGUAUUCCUGCAACCUAACAGCAGAGGAAGGAGGGAAACAUUCUAUCUCUAUAAGGAUGUAUAAUCUAGAACAGGGGUAGGCAACCUAAGGCCUGUGGGCUGGAUACCGCCCAAUCGCCUUCUCAAUCCGGCCGGUGGACAGUCCAGGAAUCAGUGUGUUUUUACAUGAGUAGAAGGUGUCCUUUUAUUUAAAACGCAUCUCUGGGUUAGUUGUGUGGCCUGCCUGGUGUUUUUACAUGAGUAAAAUGUGUGCUUUUAUUUAAAAUGCAUCUCUGGGUUAUUUGUGGGGCAUAGGAAUUCAUUCAUUCCCCCCCCAAAAAACAUAGUCUGGCCCACCACAUGGUCUGAGGGAUGGUGGUGGACGGCUGAAAAAGGUUGCUAACCCCUGAUCUAGAACACAGCCUAUAGGGAGAGUUAACCCUUCCUUCUCCUGCCAGUAUCCCUAUUAAUUCCCCCCUCUAGCAAUUGCUAUUAGUUCUGGGAGGGAAGUGAUAUUAACUGGCAGCAGGGAAAAGCAAUAAUAAUUGAGGCCAUGACAUUGGGUGUUUAAUCCCUCAACCACCACAGUCCUUAUUCUAAUCUCUCCCCCUGUUACUUAAGAUGUUAAAACUAGACAAAAUGCAAUCACACCCUUAAUGUCUCAUCGAGUUUGGCCCUUGCUCUGCUUUAAAAGAAAACAGCAGGGCUGCCCUUAUGUUCUUCUAAGAGACAAGGAGAUGUGCCUAGCUGUUGAGUACGAACAGGAAGAGUAUUUUAUUUGCCCCGGUUUUUGCUUAUAACAUAAUGGUAAAGGUAAAGGUACCCCUGACCAUUAGGUCCAGUCGCGGACAACUCUGGGUUUGCUUUAUUGGCCGAGGGAGCCGGCGUACAGCUUCUGGGUCAUGUGGCCAGCAUGACUAAGCUGCUUCUGGCGAACCAGAGCAAUGCACGGAAAUGUCGUUUACCUUCCCGCCGGAGCAGUACCUAUUUAUCUACUUGCACUUUGACGUGCUUUCGAACUAGGUUGGCAGGAGCAGGGACUGAGUGGCAAGUCCUAGGCUCUGUGGUUUAACCCACAGCGCCACCCGCGUCCCUGCUUGUAACAUACCACUGUCUGAAUAUCAUGAGGUGAUUUAAAAUUGGCAGCGGGGGGGUGGGGGUCUUGUCUCAGGACGGAGGACCAAAUUACAUGAGCCAUGCAGUCCAAUCUUGUGCUUGUUUACAUGGAAGAAAGUCCCACUGUAUUCCCACUGUAUUACUCUCAGACAAGUGUGCGCAGGAUUGCCUUCAUCUUUGCAGUGAUGUGCCUUAGGAGCCAGACAUCCCAGCACUGUGCUCUCAUGUUACGCAGAGCUUCAUAAGUAAUUUCCUGAGACACCCUCUGAAUACCUCCUCUUUUUAUUCCCUGCUUCCUUUUUCAGAUGCAGACUGCAACAUGGCUGCAUUUAACUCUCCUGUUCCAUUUUUGGCUGUGCAGAAGAAGCAGCUCUGCUCCAUGUCAUCAUUUUUUAAUUCGUCAGGAAAGCGUGGGGAGCAGUGAGUAACUUCAAGAUCAUUCUGCACCUUUGAUCUUAAUUUCCAAAUCCUGUAAUUUCUUUAAAGUACACACACUUUUCUCCCUCUCGCCACCAAACACACAGACCUAUUUGAGUGUUAAACAGGAUUUUAAUGAGUCCCGCAAGAGAGUGGGAAAAGCAGCUGUUCAAGUUAGUUUCUAUAAAUAAUUCUAUAUGAUCGUGGCUAAACUUUUAAGAGCCACUGCUGGAGCUCGCCUGUUUCCCCUCAUAUCCUUUGGAAAGCAGGAGUGUGCGACUUUUCGCCCAAGAUCUUGCACAUUUAUUCAUCACAAGGAAAACGCCGUACUGUGUAUCACACGAUGCUCUCAAUUUAAUUAUGUUAGACACAAAGUAUUCCUGAGUGUGAAUACCAACUAGGCAUAUCUGCAUGGUGCUUAAUAUAUAUAUAUAUAUAUAUGUAUGUAUUUUAGUGAAAAAUGAGUAUACAACAAAACACAUCGAUGCUGUAUUCAAGACUGGAUCUUCCUACGCCCAGUUCAUUCUUUCAAUAGAUGAUCCAGCCACGGUUAUCCAUUCUAUUUUAGUUUAUUCAUUAGAUAAUUUAGUAACACCCAAGCUAGACUGUACUGUCUUGUAUAUAAACCUGCCUCUGAAAUGCAACCACAAAUUCUAUUGGUGCAGAAUGGGAUGGCCAGUUCAUUAAAUGUCAACACAUUGAAUGCAACUACAACACUACUCUGUGUUUAAAGCAUUAAUUAUGCAGCAAAAUGGGCACCCCUCCCAUUUAACUCACAAUUAGGGAGUUUGAGAGGCAUGGGCGUAGCCUGGGGGGGGUGCAGGGGUGCAGCUGCUUCCCCCCACCCGCCAUCAAGUAAAUAUAAAUACUUAAUUAACUGACCAAUUGUGUUGCAGAAAACUUGGUUCUGCCCCCCCCCCCCCAAGUGGCUAUGCCCGCGUUCAGAGGUGGCUUUAGGGUAGCUGCACUGAUCAAUUGAACUCAACAGCAGGCGGCUGCGGCAGAUUUUUGCCUCGCACAGGGCGCCACUGAAAAUUGAAAGGCCAAAAUCUGCCCUGGCAAGUUCCAUAGUUGAUCAAAGGAUCAAAAACCUGAGAAGUUCUCCUGCACAAGCCCUGUUGAAAUUAACUGGAGCCAUGCAGGAGAUGUUUCGAUGGGGCUUGUGCAGUAGACAUCUCAUAGAGUUGUUGUUGUUUAGUCGUUUAGUUGUGUCCGACUCUUUGUGACCCCAUGGACCAGAGCACGCCAGGCACUCCUGUCUUCCACUGCCUCCCGCAGUUUGGUCAAACUCAUGCUGGUAGCUUCGAGAACACUGUCCAACCAUUUCGUCCUCUGUCGUCCCCUUCUCCUUGUGCCCUCAAUCUUUCCCAACAUCAGGGUCUUUUCCAGGGAGUCUUCUCUUCUCAUGAGGUGGCCAAAGUAUUGGAGCCUCAGCUUCAGGCUCUGUCCUUCCAGUGAGCACUCAGGGCUGAUUUCCUUAAGAAUGGAUAGGUUUGAUCUUCUUGCAGUCCAUGGGACUCUCAAGAGUCUCCUCCAGCACCAUAAUUCAAAAGCAUCAAUUAUUCGGCGAUCAGCCUUCUUUAUGGUCCAGCUCUCACUUCCAUACAUCACUACUGGGAAAACCAUAGCUUUAACUAUACGGACCUUUGUUGGCAAAGUGAAGUGUAGUGAUGUACUUUUUAAGAUGCUGUCUAGGUUUGUCAUUGCAGUACAUUGAUCUAGAUCAUCAUCUAUCUAUAUGUUGGUGGGUAUAAUGUGACUUGGAGCAGGAGCUUCUCUGCUCAGACUCCAAAACAAUACGUCCCAUCAGCUCCCGUCUCCAGCACAUGGUUGAAAUUUCCAAGGAGAGAGCAAAAACAUUGUGGGAAGGAAGUCCUCUGCCGGAAGAUGUUCUGUACUCAAAGGAGGCCUCUAUUGGAAGGGCCCUCCAGUAAAAGUCUAGUUUCAGACAGUAAACAUCUUGACAGCAGGCAGAGCAGGCACACAGGGCUCCCUAAUGAAGGUGAGGUGCAUUACCUUUCCGUUUAAAUUAUAAUAAUCAUUUCCAAAUAAUUAUGAUGAAUAAUGAUGAUGAACAAGAGUUCCUAAGUUUGCAUUUGUACAUGGAAAAAUAACACAUGCACAUUUCAUGCAGAUCUUGAGCCCUUCUUUGAAGUGACGCACUUUCUCUCUUUCAGCAAUGCGCUAAACGACCUCCCCAGCACCUGUGCAGAUGAACAGGGUUGCAGCUUCCAAGACUGGGCUUGGCAACUGGAGCCUCGACUUGUGUUUACGAGCCUCUGUAAAGCAACUGCACAGAGACAUCCAGUGGACAAUUGA
Molecule: messenger RNA, 14665 nt
Organism: Podarcis lilfordi (Lilford's wall lizard)
Lineage: Eukaryota; Metazoa; Chordata; Lepidosauria; Squamata; Lacertidae
Source: the annotation of a GenBank genome assembly